AUGCCACCCUUUGCGACCGACGCUCCACCCGACGACAACCUCACAAAGGUCGCCGGCUGUCCAUGGGAUAACCCAAUUCGUCUGGUCUGCAUCUCCGACGCCCACAACACAGCACUGGUCGGACCAACUUCCACCGGGCGACAGCCUCGUGCACGCUGCCCCAUAGGCACAAAGUCGUCGUCGCUGGCAACCACGACCUCUUGCUGGACUCUGACUUUGCGGCCGGCGCAUCCCGACAGGGAGCUGCAACGAAUCGAGGGUAGCUUGCGUCGGGACCUCGACCGGGGAGACCUGCAGGCAGCUGAUGGAGGAAAUUUGGCGGUCCAGGCCAAAGGUGGUGGUCUGUGGCCACAUUCACGCAGUGGGGUUGACGCUGCACUUGGCAUGGAUGGCUUUUUGAAGCAUGUUCACUUUUGGCAGCAAAAAGCAUCGACCAUGUCUAGAAGCACAUUGCUGGUGAAUGCCGCCGUUGUUGGAGACGAAACUGUGGCCUUGUGA
This is a messenger RNA of Pyricularia oryzae 70-15, 498 nucleotides long. RefSeq lists its product as uncharacterized. The transcript is spliced from 2 exons. Bases 1 to 498 code for a protein of 165 amino acids. The record is from RefSeq and is a predicted model, not a curated record. Lineage: Eukaryota; Fungi; Ascomycota; Sordariomycetes; Magnaporthales; Pyriculariaceae.